Physella acuta is the source of this 2062-nucleotide messenger RNA. RefSeq lists its product as uncharacterized. The record is from RefSeq and is a predicted model, not a curated record. NCBI's taxonomy places the organism in Eukaryota, Metazoa, Mollusca, Gastropoda, Physidae.
UAUUUACUUGAUCAUGGUGCAUGGCGCCCGAUAAGCAAAACAUCACAAAUCAAGGAUAAAAACAUCAUAAUAUUAUAUCGAAGAAGGAACAACUGGUUGGUUUUUCUAGAUUUUGGUGGGCGACAACUCUGGUUACCAGACGUGAACUCAUGGAGAAAAUGUUCAAGUUUGUUCUGCUCAUCUGCCUUGGUUUUCUACCCACUCCCAUGCAUAGCACUGGUUCCCUUGAAAUGAGUAUUUUAGGCUUUGAGAAAGAAUGCAACAGCGACGCCAUUUGCAAGAUUACUGGCUAUGUGUUUGGGACCUUUGAAGACAAAGCUGAACGCCCAGAGAGUGCGUGCACCCACGUCACUUUGUUUCAAUGUGAAUCAAGUGCGGACUGUAGCCAAUCGUCAUCCUGGCAAGAGAAGUGCCAACUGUUCGCGUACCCAUGCCAGAUGAGCACCUGUGGGAACGGCUCACGUACAGAGCCGAAGUGCUACUGCUCCACCGGUCACCAUAUCAAGAUCUGGUUCCCUGCCGUACCUACCCUAAACUUUCGCCUCACUGCCAAAAUCAUGGAUAAUGGUCAAGAGAUCGGGCAAGUGGUUAGCAACGUCUUUGAGGCUCACGAUCCUGAUGAUCCUGAACAUUCUCAAAGACAAAAACUCGAUGGAUCGAAUCAGUUGCGUUUUGAUUUGGAACUGGUUGUUGCUAGUGUACUAGUCGCCUCCUACCUGACCAAGCGAAUCUGUACUUAAAUGAUCUGCAGUGGAGAAGAUUCUCUAGCCGUCGAUUGAUUGGGGGAAACAUUGCCAUCGAUCGUUUGAUAAUUCCAUGAAUCAGGAGCAUCAAAUGUUUUAAAGGUUCACCUUGGAACUCAGUGUUUAAUGUAAAUAGAAAUAAAUAAUUGCAUUUGUUACCUAAAAGGGGCUAUGCCUUAGUGUUAUGCUCAGUUGACGUCUUUCUGUUGGGAACUAGCCAUAACACAAUUAAACACAGAGUCCAACGUUCAUUGAUCACAAUAAAAUAUAAUCUUUUCAAGUACAACCGAGAAACACAGAUAACCUUCAACUACAAAACACUCCUCCUUCUUAAGACAAACUCAGGUUACCCUCUGCUGACCAUAUCACACACUGCUUACACACGUCUUUCUCUCGCUGGCACACCACUUACAAAGGGGAGGCCACUCUCACACACACUUUAUAUAAACAAAUACAUCACACUUAGCUUGCAAGUUAUUCUUUACUUAACUAGAAAAAAGUAGAUAUUAUUUAAGCGCGAGAAAAGUUCGUUAGUUUUGUGUGAUCCACCUUCAUUGUUAGAUUCGUUUCACUUCGCUAGUCCUUUCUUUCAUCAAAAAUAAUCUAAACGUCUUGGUGUAAACAAAAUUAAUCUUAACGUCUUGUUUCUAAAACAAAAUUGAUCUAAACAUCUUGGUCUAAACAAAAUUAAUCUAAACGUCUUGGUUUAAACAAAAUUAGCCUAAAAGUUUUGUUUUUCUUAUAACUGCGAACUAAAAUCUUAGCGAUUAUUAGGUAGGCCUAUGAUUGAUUUUACUUUGAGUUUAAGUGCUCCAAUAAAGCGUCUUGAUUUGUUUAUGAACGUGUCAUUUAUUCCAAUACAAAAUUAAGGCAUCGUACCAUAUGUAUUUUCCUUUUUCCUGUGUAUACACCUUGUUGUUCUUAAGGAAAUUCCAUCAUGCACCUGUGUAUACACCUGGUUGUUCUUAAGUAAAUUCCAUCAUGCACCUGUGUAUACACCUUGUUGUUCUUAAGUAAAUUCCAUGAUGCAUCUGUGUAUACACCUGGUUGUUCUUAAGUAAAUUUCACCACGCACCUGUGUAUACACCUUGUUGUUCUUAAGUAAAUUUCACCACGCACCUGUGUAUACACCUUGUUGUUCUUAAGUAAAUUCCAUCAUGCACCAGUGUAUACACCUUGUUUGUUCUUAAGUAAAUUCCAUCAUGCAUCUGAUUGUUUCUAAAAUAUCGGCCUUCCAAUGGCGGAGGUCUUGAGAUAAUUUUAGCAUCACUGUGUCUUACGAUCAUGUAAUUUUAGCCAAUAAAAUGAAUGGUGUCUGC